AUGUCAGGAUCUAGCGGAUGGACUCGUGUUGAGUCCCUCUGUAAUUCCAACCCUUCCAAAUCAGCGGAAGAGAAGGUCAUUGCUUUGACCACAGACCUCCCACAUUCAGACUCUGUCCCCUUCUCGCGCUCAGCGACCUCCUCCUCAAACUCAAUUCGCUCUGGUCACGAGUCCCCUAUUGGCAGCUCUCGCAGCUCCCGGCGGGGAGGGCGAGACCUUUUUUUGAGCGGUCUCUCAUCCUUCUCAGAUGAUACAAUCAAAUUAGUAGCAAAUGCUAAGCACGCUGCACGAGAAAAUAGCCGUCAAAAACUCCUGCAACUCGGUUGGGAGAUCGAAGAGGCGAAACUCAACAAGCUAGUCCUCAUAGCAUUUGAGGACGAGGAGAAGCAGCGCUUGAAAAUGGCAGACUCGGAUUAUCACCUCUUCAAGAAGCUCCUGGUGGACCGGGAUAUUCCGGCCCUAGACCAGGAUGUCGAAUGCCUUGCGGAGUCACAUGAUAGCGAACUCGAAGACUUAGCUACAGCCGACGAACAGCUGUUCCAAAUGUCGUCCAUAUCAUCGCUUGCUACCAAAUACGUCUCCCACAGGUUCCCCCAGAACAGUAGCGAUACGGAGUACGAACCUGGUGAGGAGGAACAAUAUGACAAGUAUAAUCAUAGCGACAACAGUAGCAACUCGGACAAUGACGAGGCGGAAGCCAAUUCCACUACCAGCAGGCGAAAGCCCAACCCCGCAAGAAAAGGUUUCCGGCCUGGAGUCAAUUCAGAACUCAACCCCAGUGGGCAGCCAGUCAUCACUCAACUCAACCUACUCGGUGAUCGCGUACAAACGCCUGAACAAUACCAGGUUCAGAUGAAUCCCUCCAUGCAGCAUCCCACGCAUUCCCAUCAAGCGUCAACGGCACCUCAGCCCCAACAGUAUCAACUACCGGUACCACAAUAUCUGCCGCCCCCACCCCAUCAGCACCAACCCCAGCACCAACCUCCCCAGCAGUAUGAGCCUCCGCCGCCGCCCCAGUACCAACCUCCCCAGCAGUAUGAGCCGCCGCCGCAGCCCCAGUACCAACCUCUCCAGCAGUAUGAGCCGCUGCCGCAGCCCCAGUACCAACCUCUCCAGCAGUAUGAGCCACCGCCGCAGCCCCAGUACCAACCUCCCCAGCAGUAUGAGCCGCCGCCGCAGCCCCAGUACCAACCUCCCCAGCAGUAUCAAGCUCACCAGCGGUAUGAGCCCCAGCAGCAUCAACGCCACGAAUGGAACACGGGUACGGCGCAGUCGCAGGCGUAUGCAGGCGCAUUCGCACUUCUCCAGGGUGAAGGAUCAAGGCUGCCGUCACAACCAGAUCUCGGGAGCGGGUCUAUGGCCCCAUGGGGGGUUUCGCGACUCAUUGCCCUUGCACCCUACCAUGUGGGAGAGAACGUCCGUGGGGAGCAAACCCAAGGCGUUAUUCGUCGCACAAAACACGUUUCGGACAGCGGGAGACGACGACAAAAGACGAACCUACCUCCCACACCCAUGAUACCAGUAGCCAAUGCGCCCGAGGAGCCUGCAGCACCUAUUUCGACGCGCAUCGCACUCGAUUCAAAAGAGGUGCGACAGUAUAAGGAGCUCGCUAAAGAGAAACUUCGGGGCUUGAUCGUUACGGUGGCUGCUAAUACUGACGGUGCUCCGAAUGACGCAAUGCGCAACACGAUGAUCGAAACCGCGCUGCAAAACGCACGAAUUGAGCUCUACGGUCAAGUGGAUAUCGAGAACAUCAAAGGUAUACAUAACUACAUGGUGGCUUCAUUAGCAGACAUGCGACGCGCUCUCAAAGUACAUGCGCUCAAUACCGUUCCGCUAGGCUACAGCCUCCGCCUACCUUUAUUUUCCCUGCUCGACGAGGCGGCGCACAAACGGGACACAAUCCAAACGCUGCUAGACGGAGGGAGGUACCUACAUUUGUAUGAGCAGACUGUCGACGACGUGGAUAUCGAACGGCUACUCGAAAACGAGGUCCUCGUCAACAUGGUUAUCGACGUGUUGAUCGGAGGUUGGGACGCCAACUUGGAAGGCCCAAUGGACCGAGUGUUCGCAUCCUGCGGCGCUGCGAUCUAUUGCCGAUUCACUGACGUGUCAGUGAAUUCGGCCACGUUCGACGAUGCAUACCAAGAUAUCAUGGCGAUCGUUCGAACUAUUCGUGCUUCGGAUGUCUUGAGUGCGAGUUUACGACGUAAAUUCGACGUCCGAGUCCUCCACCAAUCGCCUGAGUUCGCUACUGAAGUCGUAAGUGUUCAUGUAGCAUCAGCAAAAGACCUUGAAAUUUCGCUUGUCAAAAGGAAGUUUGAUGCUUACGGUGAGCUUACGGCGCUGGUGAUGGAGCAACGCGAUUGGUGGAACAAACUUUUCCGUAGUACACUGUAA
Molecule: messenger RNA, 2400 nt
Organism: Suillus plorans
Lineage: Eukaryota; Fungi; Basidiomycota; Agaricomycetes; Boletales; Suillaceae
Exons: 10
Coding region: 1-2400 (799 amino acids)
Source: RefSeq, a predicted model, not a curated record